Molecule: messenger RNA, 2748 nt
Organism: Argentina anserina (silverweed cinquefoil)
Lineage: Eukaryota; Viridiplantae; Streptophyta; Magnoliopsida; Rosales; Rosaceae
Exons: 3
Coding region: 4-1839 (611 amino acids)
Cellular component (GO): plasma membrane
Molecular function (GO): protein binding
Source: RefSeq, a predicted model, not a curated record
CUUAUGUCAUUUGCUUCUCUCUUCGUCCCUAGUCUUGCAAAGCUUGUAACCACCAUGGAUCGUUCCCUGUAUGAGGCGGCGAGGGGGGGAGAUGACAGCUUCCUGAGACAAAUCAUAGACGAUGACGUAUUGUCAAACCAUGAUUAUCUCCUCCAGACAACGCCUAAAGACAAUAACAUUCUCCACAUCGCAGCCGAGUUCAGACAGAUUGAAUUUUUCAGACAAGUCCCACAUCACUACUCCCCUGCUCUGUUUUGGGCCGCUAACAAAAAGGGUGACACUCCUCUUCACGUGGCCGCUAGAAUUGGCUAUGAAGAAAUAGUCGACUUCCUUAUUGAUCAAGCAAGAGCGCUACAGAUUAGAGGAGCUGAUGAGGAAACCGGCCAACGGAAGCCGCUACUGCGGGUUACGAAUAUGGAAAUGGAUACGGCUCUGCAUGUGGCUGUGCGUUUUGGUCGUGUUAGGGUGGUUAAAAUGUUGAUGGAAGCUGAUCCUGAACUGUGUUGUUUGACUAAUAGCGCAGACGAAUCGGUUUUGUUCUUGGCGGCUAGGAAGGGGUCUGCAGAGAUUGCUAUGUAUCUUUUGAAUGAGUCUUCGGUGUGUCCUUGUUUUCAAGGGACUAAUGGUGUGACAGCUUUGCACGCCGCUGUGACUCGCAGGAACCUCACCAGCAAAGGCAUUGUAGAAACUAUGGUGUCCAGAUGUCCUGAGAUGAUUAAAACAGUAGAUGCACUUGGCUGGACUCCCUUACACUAUGCAGCAUUUAGAGGGAACGUUGAAGCAACUAGAGUGUUACUGCAAUGCGAUAGCUCUGCGUCUUAUAUCUUAGACAACUCCGGAAUGUCAGCUUUCCAUGUAGCAGCCCACGCAGGACACACCAAAAUAAUGGAGGUGCUGCUUCAUUGGCGGCCUGAUAUUUGUGAUCUGCUGAAUAACAAAGGGCAAACCGCUUUACAUGCUGCAGUAUUAGGUGCCCAGGUUGAUGUUGUGCAGUACAUUUUGAAGACGCCUAACCUUGAAGCAAUUAUAAACGAAGCAGAUGACGAUGGGAACACUCCUUUGCACUUGGCUGCACUUCAGCAAAAUCAUAAGAUCAUUAAGGUUUUGUCUGGCGAUGAUAGAGUGAACAGGAUCGUUAUUAAUAAGAACUUCUCGAAGCCCAUAGACAUGUUUCUUGGAGACAAUUUUGAUGAACAGGAAAAGAUUUGCAGUGGUCUGGUUUUGCCCAAAUUGGGGCGCUCCGUUGGUGUGCCAUUUUACCAACAACAAAUCAGUCGAGACUUUGACAAAUUAGAAUCUUUAGAGAAAAAUACAGAAAAGACCAGAAAAAGCCAACAGCAAGCUUCUCUCGAGGAUAGAAACGACACCAAACUCCUUGUAGCAACACUGAUUGCAGGCAUCACAUUUGCAGCUUCUUUCACCAAUGUUCCCGGAGGGUUUAAUGAAAACGACGGAGUCCCUGUUUUGCAUGAAAGGCCAGCCUUCAAAGUGUUUCAGUUUUUCAAUGCAGUGUCCUUCUAUAUCUCAAUUCUUGCAAUCUUUAACGAAUCGACUCCGAUAACUGUGUUGUCCAUCCAUCUACCAACACCAUCAAGUCUCAUUCAGUAUUCGAUUGCAGGAAUGGUGGUAGCAUUUUUUUCAGGCACGUUGGCAGUGCAGCCGAGACGGCAGUUAGAAAUACCUCAUAUGAUUCGAUUUUUAGUUGGUACCCACCCAGUUGAUAAGUUGCUCGCGGUGAUUUGUGGCCUUUUGUUAAUAUUAGCUAUCAUCCCUGUGCUGAAGUCCCUGAUUCAAAUAGCUUAUUUGAAAAGGAGGAAGCGCUGGCUCCGAACCGUGUAAUUCAAGUGUACCUGUAUAGGAACAGCUUGUAGGGAAGUUUGAUUACCAGUUUGCUAGGAGAAAGAAGUCGAAAUAGUAAUUUUGCAUGUUUUAUUAAGUAUUAGGAUUUAUGUUUUCUAGAGUCCUUUGGAUUUAAGUCUUGUCCGUUUGUAUUUUCAUUGAAGUCAUCAAUAAGAAAACUCAAAAAAAUUAGAUUAGAAAGUCUAAUCUCUAACGGCCUUGCCAUGUUUCCUUGCCAGUUAAAUCUAGUUUGUUCAUAAGGCGUCGAAGUUUGUCAAACCUUGAUUCUACUGUGGUUUACGCUUUUGCAUUAGUUGGUAACCAGAGUAGGAUUCGUCCGCCAAUGGUGAACGACGAUCCAAGGGAAGAAUUCACCAUCACCAACAUCGUUGACGCUGCUCAUGCGAUUAAAACUGUUCAGGAGGAUUUACGAAGUCAUUCAAAAAGUGUAGUUGACGAAUUGGAGACUCACCGAUUGCCGAUACAAGAAUUUGUGAAAGAAGCAGUGCAAGAUGCAACGUAAGAGCUUCGUGAGUUGAUUAUGCAACUGAACGUAAAUCAAAGAGGAGAUGCUCAUCGCACCGUGGAAUUUGCCCAUAGUCGAAGACAUCACCAAAGGGAGAAUGGUGAGCAACGUUAAAGACAAGCCUUUGUCACUAAUAAUAGAUGGUGGAAGCUGUGAAUUGUGUCUCUAAGAAAGUUGUGGAUCACUUCAACUUCCUACUACGAAGCAUAGAGCGCCAUAUGCUAUUGGAUGGAUAAAGAAAGACCCAUAGGUUCACAUCACCAAAACUUGCAGGCUCCCAAUCUCUAUUUGAAAAUUCUACCAUGAUGAAGUAGAAUGAGACGUAUUAAGGUCAGAUGAAGUCUCCAAUGCCACCACAUAUGAGGAAAGGUCUGAAUGUAGGG